Molecule: messenger RNA, 4060 nt
Organism: Porites lobata
Lineage: Eukaryota; Metazoa; Cnidaria; Anthozoa; Scleractinia; Poritidae
Source: the annotation of a GenBank genome assembly
AUGAAUCCAAGUCUUUCUCGUGCUAUCACAACGAUUUUCUUUGUUUUGUUACUGGUGGCCCAUAUUUCGGCCUAUUUGUCGUUGAUAGGUCGGCUGGCGUAUUGCAGGCGAGCAAGUGAAAGUUCAAACGUUAAUGAUGCUACCAGUAGAGAACGCGUACGGAGAUUUGGAAUUUGGUGGCCGCGACCGUCUCAUCCUUCCCAGGUUAGUUUGGGCUAAAAAAGAGAUUAACCUAUUUUUCAAUUAGUAAGGGAACAAUUUUAAUUCAAAAAUCAGUCUUUGCAUGAACGGAUUUGUAUUUUGUAGAUUCUUUCCCUUUAAUUUUCCCCAGGAAAACAUGGAGAGCCGUAAAAAUCCAAUAGAGCGAAAACAUUCAUCUUUCAGACCGGCAGUCUAUAGCAUCUAUGUUAUGAUGCAACUUCCAUUGAGUUCAUUUAUUUACAUGUUUUAUUCUUCUUCUUCUUUCUUUAUUUUUCUUAGCUUGUUUGUUUUACUGCUGACCUUUUACAUUUACAUUUCAAUAAAUAGUAUUGAUUUUAGUUGCACUGAUGUUGAAAACGUUGAUUGUAAUCCUGAUGUAUAUAAGAUCCUCUUGAUGCCUCCGUGCUUGAAGUUUCUAAUAGAAGGGGUAGACCAUUUAGUUUUGGAUGCGGGAAAGGGGUGGGUGGGUGCGUUGGCUCACAUGGAAGAAACUGCUCACCGCAUUAUUUCCUAUCAAAAAUUAAAUGGUUGGUCUCUUACAAGAAGAUGAGAAAUGAUUCACGCCCCUUGCUUUAGUUAAUGAUUAUCUGGGACUGCAAACUAACAUAUUAUUGACGUUGUUUGUACUGUGAGCUUACUGUGAAAUAACAGUUCCUGCUCUACAGGAGUUUCUCUGUCUUCAAAACUUUAUAUUGAGUUAGACUAUAAGAAUGAGAAGACUUCAAGACAGGAGUUAUAGUUUUUCCAGCUUCCCAGAGUUCGCCCCGUGUAAGGGAAUCCAAGACAGUCUGGAUUCUGGAUUCUACGCCGUGGAUUCCGGAUUCUAGGUACUGUAAUCCCGAUUCUUUGUCCGGCUUCCUGUCGCUAUUGGGAUCCGGACUCCUUCAGCUGUACUCGGGAUGUUAAAGCCCAGGAUUCCGGCAUCCACAAGCAAAAAUUUCUCGGAUUCCCUUACAUGGGGCGACAGAGUCAUUGACCUUAUAUCCGCAGUUUGGUGACCCAGCUCCAGCUGGAGUGGAACAUUGAUUUAACGAAGUGGCAAAGGACGUCGACUGGCGAAAUUUGUUCGUUAAAUCGAGGGUUCUUCACAUCGAACACCUCCAUUUAACGAAUUGUUGGGAAAACUACCAAAAUGUUCGUUAUAUGCGAGGUAUAGUUAAUUAUUAAUUUACAAAACCCAGCGUUUCUGAAUCUGAAAAAUUGCUCUGUAACAACAUGUCAGUACCGAAACGGAGCUAUACAGAGCUACAGCACUAGAAACUCAAGAACGGGCAAACAAAACUACUUAAAACUACUAUCAAAAUAACCUUUAUCCUUGUUGGUCUGUUUGGCACUCAUCUUUUAUCACAUGCUUUCAUUUAUUCGUUAUAUCGAGGCAAAAUUUACGUUUGCACCUCUGGAUUAGGUUUGUCAUAAAGAGGAUUUCGUUAAAUUGAUGUUCUGUUCCAUACAUUUUAUUGUAAUUUUGGCCGGGCUGAAGAAAAUCGUUCGUUAUACCGAGGACUUCGUUAUACAGAGGUUCCUUAAAUCGGAGUUGCACUGUAGCUUGAGUUGCCUAAAAUCAAAAUGUUGGAACACUCAGUCCCAGGGGGGGGAAGGUUUAGCAAUUUCUGGGUGGGGAUGUGCCGCUGGGACCCUGGAACCCUUGACCUGUACCAGAGCUAGUUCAGCUGAAUUUUGCUACCCUAUUUUAGAGUAAACACGCGAAAUUCCUCCUAUCCUAGAGUAACGGUUUUCCAGAAACUACUGAGGUCACUAGCACAGUCUAGUCAAAACAAAACCUUAUACCACAGCCCUUAGUCUAGAUAAAAUCUUCAGCCAACUGAUCAGUUUCCUGAAAAAUGAUACCCAAUUCUAGACCCAAACGCUCUGAUCUAUAUACCCUAUCUUAGGGUGAACUACUUGUAAACCAUACCCUUCACAGCGGCACAUACCUAUAUAGCCCAUAUAUGGCAGUAACCCCCCCACCUCUUCCGGGGCACUCAGUCUGUUUCCAUUUCAAGACUGGAUUCAAAGGCCAGCCCAUUUAUGUCCUAAGCCAAACCAAUAUAUAACAGGCAAUAAUUUGAGUAGUAGAAAUAAAUUUUAAAACCCUUCAUUUAUAUAAACUGAUAUCAUCAUGUACUGAUUGCGACCUUCAUUUGAAACUACUGAUAUUUAGUCAGACUAAAUUAUGAAUAUAUUCACUCUGAAGUAGAAAUUUAUAUUAUACUAGGGUAUCUAAAAGAUAGUAAUGCUGCGGCACAUUCUGUUGAUACUGGCAUUAGCUAGGCAGUGGGACUUAAAAGAAUCGAAAAUGACUUUGAAUGUCCUAUUUACAUGUUGGAAAGUACUAGAAUAAUUACUAUCAGUCUAUAGAAAGAACUCGUGGGAACGUUGUUUAAAAAAUGAUCAAGUGGUUAUCAACUCUGGUUUUCCCUCAGUAAAUUGUAGGAAAUAAUAGAAAUUCACAUUGUUUAUCCAUAUAUUUAAUAUACGGUGCUCGAUAUUUUCUCUCGAAACACAAUACUUUUCUUGCUGUUUGUUGCACUUUAUUAAGUAACAGUUAUUUAGCCAUAUAUUUACAGAAAACAACAACACAAAGAAACGGAAAAAAAAGAAAGUAGGAAAAAAUAAUUCGGUAGGAUUCGAACCCAGCACCUCCGACUCGACGCGACUACACUUAACCACUACACCGCAGUGGCUGAUUACGUAAUUUGAUGUAAAAGUCUUUCAUUUUAUUCCUUUUCCAUGAAACUUCCGCCGGCAAGAUGAUCGCCGGCCGCAUUAACCAAGCUAGUAACAGUGAAAAAACAAUGUAAACGCAUCUUCCAUGGCAAUGAAUGAAUGAAAGAACAUAAUUAUGCUUUUCAAAACGCCGAUACACGUCCUCGUCUGCAAAGUAGAACACAAAACAUAUGUUUUGUUAUCUCGAUUUCCGCUGUUAUUUUGAAGCGAGUGUCAAAAUCACAUCCAUUUUCGGCUCAUACAGAUUCCUAAGAAUAGCAUUGCAUGACAUUUUCUCACUUUCACAUCACCUUGUAGCAAGAUGGAACGUGUUGCAGAGUCGAAGAGCAAAUGCUCAUCUUCUCGUCAGGUUUAACACCUGGACGAGUCAAAGGCUCUUGAAUUGAAAUCCAAUCCCCAAGUUAACCAUCGUACUCAUCUGAAAGACUCCUGCGUGUCUUAAAAUGCGGUAAGACCUCUAACCGUAAUGUAGAAAGUUUGCCACAAAGAAAACUCUAAGUCUAAGCAGCGAACGAUGCACUCUCACCCACCGAACUUCCCCGUGUUUUUAUUUGAGUUGUUCUUGGCGCAAUGCACUGUGGUUAAAUGCAAUGCAUUGUGGUAAAAAGUGUGGUUAAAUGCAAUGCAUUGUGGUAAAAAGUGAUGAAUUCGAGAAUUCGUCGCCCCUUAUAUAUUUCCUUUAAAUCCUGAUUAUGUUGCUGCUCGCUCCCUUCGGUCGCUCCGCAGCAAUAACCUUUGUGGCGUCGAAAAUGAUGAAAACGAAGAUAAAAAGGGAGGUGGGUGGGGAUCCCUUCCCUCUCGUGUGCCCCUGCCCCUUCCCUCCUUUUUUUAGCGCCUGGCACGAAGGCUAAGCUUGGGCAUAACUGGCGGGACGUACUAUGCUUUAGAACUAAAUGAUUGAAGCUAUUUUUCACCUUUCAUUGUUUUUUUUUUUCGCAGCGUGAAUGCAACACUUAUCGCAAUAUUCUCUGCAAUGCACCAACCAUCCCUCCGUCGACACCUCUACCGCUUCCCCCUUCUCUGCCAUCAUCAAGAAAACGAUCCCAGUUUAGGAAGAAAGUGAUGACUCUUUGAUAGCAAGCUCAAAGUGGAUGCAUAUGCUACUGAAAACUGAACCAUGUAUCAAACAAAC